AAAACGGGCUCGUCGGCCACUGUGCUACACAGUUCUCUUUACGUCGCCGGAUCUGGACUUCUCGGUGAUCUCCCUGCUUUUCACUUUCUCAAUUUCCCCUGUCGGUACGCAGUUGCUCUGCAACAUUUGAACCAGCAGGGCCUAUAUUUACGUGAGAUAAAGAGAGAGUUGAAUUGAGAGCGAGAGAGGGAUAUGUCGCGGUUUCAUGUUGGAGGGAAGGUGGUGGAUACGGUUGAUUUGUUGAAGAAGAAGCACUGGGCUUGGCGUUUGGAUGUAUGGCCGUUUGCCAUUCUCUAUGGUCUCUGGUUGGUCAUCAUUGUUCCUGGCAUCGACUUUUUUGAUGCCACCAUAGUUCUUGGUGGCUUCUUUGCUCUCCAUGUAUUGGUCUCGCUCUUCACUGCUUGGUCUGUUGAUUUCAAAUGCGUCGCCCACUACUCUAAGGUUAACGAUAUUCAUCAGGCGGAUGCCUGCAAGAUAACUCCGGCAAAAUUUUCUGGCUCAAAAGAAGUUGUAGCACUGCAUGUCCGUAAACAACUGGCAGGAUCUUCAACCCUGGAUGGUGAAGUGGAGAUCUUCUUUGAUUUUAGAAAGCAACACUUCAUCUAUUCAAAGGAGAGGGAGACCUUUUGCAAGCGUCCUUAUCCUACUAAGGAAACCAUUGGUUACUAUCUUAAAAGUACUGGCCAUGGCUCAGAAGCUAAAGUUGUUUCUGCUUUUGAAAGAUGGGGACGCAAUGUAUUUGAAUAUCCCCAGCCAACAUUCCAAAAAUUAAUGAAAGAGCAAUGCAUGGAGCCCUUCUUUGUAUUUCAGGUUUUCUGUGUGGGUCUUUGGUGUUUGGAUGAGUAUUGGUAUUACAGUUUGUUCACCCUAUGUAUGCUAUUCAUGUUCGAGUCAACUAUGGCAAAAACACGAUUAAAAACUCUAACUGAGCUGAGGCGUGUCAGAGUGGAUAGCCAGACAUUAAUGGUUCGUCGUUGUGGGAAGUGGGUGAAGUUGUCUGGGACCGAUCUUUUGCCUGGCGAUGUUGUAUCCAUUGGUCGUUCUUCUGGUCAGAAUGGGGAAGAUAAGGCAGUGCCGGCUGACAUGCUUUUGUUAGCUGGUAGUGCUAUUGUCAAUGAGGCCAUUCUCACUGGCGAGUCAACUCCACAGUGGAAGGUUUCAAUCAUGGGUAGGGGAAUCGAGGAUAAGUUGUCAGUUAGGCGCGAUAAAAAUCAUGUUUUAUAUGGUGGCACUAAAUUGUUGUUGCAUACUCCAGAUAAGACCUUUCCACUUAGAACUCCAGAUGGUGGCUGCCUGGCUGUUGUUCUGCGGACUGGCUUUGAGACAAGUCAAGGGAAGCUGAUGAGGACUAUUUUAUUCUCCACAGAGAGGGUUACUGCUAACAACUGGGAAAGUGGGCUGUUCAUUCUAUUUUUGGUCAUAUUUGCAUUGAUUGCAGCGGGUUACGUACUUGUAAAGGGGCUGGAGGAUCCCACAAGGAGCAAGUACAAGCUUUUUCUAAGUUGUUCACUUAUCAUUACUUCAGUGAUCCCCCCUGAGCUGCCAAUGGAAUUGUCAAUGGCUGUUAAUACAUCUCUGAUUGCUCUGGCACGACGUGGAAUAUUUUGUACAGAACCUUUUCGGAUUCCAUUUGCUGGAAAGGUCGACAUAUGUUGUUUUGAUAAAACUGGGACCCUCACAUCAGAUGACAUGGAGUUCUCUGGAGUGGUUGGUUUGAAUGGAAGUUUCGAUUUGGAAUCUGAUGUAACUAAGCUACCUGCACGCACAUUGGAAAUUCUGGCGUCUUGUCAUGCAUUAGUGUUUGUGGACAACAAGCUGGUUGGUGAUCCUCUUGAGAAGGCUGCACUUAAAGGAAUAGAUUGGAGUUACAAAUCUGAUGAGAAGGCUGUCCCAAAAAAGGGGAAUGGCAAUGUUGUGCAGAUUGUUCAGAGACAUCAUUUCGCAUCCCAUUUAAAACGAAUGGCUGUAGUAGUCCGUAUUCAGGAGGAAUUUUUUGCUUUCGUGAAGGUUAGUGAAGCUAGAAGCUUGGAUAGAGGUGUAGUGGAGAGCGGCCUUACUUUUGCUGGUUUUGCGGUGUUUAAUUGUCCUAUAAGAACUGAUUCAGCCUCUAUUCUGUCAGAAUUAAAAAAUUCAUCACAUGACUUGGUGAUGAUAACUGGGGACCAAGCUUUGACAGCUUGCCAUGUUGCUAGCCAAGUUCACAUUGUAUCAAAACCAGCAUUGAUUCUUAAUUCAUCAAAGAGUAGUGAAGGUUAUGAGUGGGUAUCACCUGAUGAGACCGACAGGAUUCGCUACAGUGAUGAGGAGGUUGAAACUUUAUCUGAGACCCAUGACCUCUGCGUUGGAGGUGACUGGAUUGAAUUGUUACAACAGACUUCUGCUGCUCUGCGAGUCAUUCCUUAUGCAAAGGUUUUCGCAAGAGUUGCGCCUGAGCAAAAGGAGCUAAUCAUGACAACUUUAAAAACCAUGGGAAGGAUAACACUGAUGUGUGGUGAUGGGACCAAUGAUGUUGGAGCACUAAAGCAGGCCCACGUAGGAGUUGCUCUGCUGAAUGCAGUGCCACCGACUCAAAGUUCUCUGACACCAAAAGGCGAGACUGCAAAGCCUGUCAAGUUGAAGAAAUCAAAACCUGCAUCAGAUUCCACCAGCCAUACUGCUGCUAAUCGCCAUCUGACGGCUGCAGAGAUGCAAAAACAGAAGCUAAAGAAGAUGAUGGAUGAGAUGAAUGAGGAGGCAGAUGGUCGUACAGCUCCUAUGGUCAAGCUUGGGGAUGCCUCGAUGGCAUCACCAUUUACUGCAAAGCAUGCGUCAGUCGCCCCCACUACAGAUAUAAUUCGUCAGGGUCGUAGUACUCUGGUGACAACUCUGCAGAUGUUCAAGAUACUUGGCCUUAACUGCCUUGCUACUGCUUAUGUCUUGAGUGUUAUGCAUCUGGAUGGUGUCAAGCUUGGUGAUGUCCAGGCUACAAUCAGUGGUAUUUUUACAGCUGCAUUGUUCUUGUUUAUCUCCCAUGCUCGCCCUCUUCCCACCCUCUCAGCUGAGCGGCCACACCCCAACAUUUUUUGUGCCUUUGUCUUACUUUCUCUACUGGGGCAGUUCGCAAUCCACUUAUUUUUCUUGGCUUCAUCUGUAAAGGAGGCUGAGAAGUACAUGCCUGAUGAAUGUAUUGAACCGGACUCGGAUUUUCAUCCCAACUUGGUUAAUACAGUUUCUUACAUGGUGAGCAUGAUCCUUCAGGUGGCGACCUUUGCUGUGAACUACAUGGGCCAUCCUUUCAACCAGAGCAUCUCAGAAAACAAACCAUUCUUGUACGCUCUCAUGGGUGCUGUAGGUUUUUUCACGGUUAUUACAUCUGAUCUAUUCAGGGACCUGAAUGACUAUUUAAAAUUGGUGCCUUUGCCACCGGGAUUGAGGGAUAAGUUAAUGCUUUGGGCUCUCCUGAUGUUUCUGAGCUGCUACGCCUGGGAGAGAUUUUUGAGAUGGGCAUUCCCUGGGAAGAUUCCAGAUUGGAAGAAACGACAACGGCUGGCUGCUACUAAUUUGGAAAAGAAACGGAUCUGAUAUUAAACUUCGACGUUGGUAGGUGUUUUGGCUACAGCUAGAUAGAAAGAUACUGUUGAUGGCAAAAGUUAGGACCAAAAGCAAAGAAAAACAUGGGAUACAAUCGAUCACAAUGUUCCCUCCCGUUGGGUGGUGGGAAUUUUUUUCCAGCUACAUACAGAAAGAAUAAUCCUUUCUUUCUUUCUUUUUUUCUUUUUGAUUGUACUUUCUAAGCACCUAUAGUAUACGGUGCUAUUAUUAACCUUGGUUCCUGAGGCAUGGAACUUGGUUCAACCUGCAAAAGAGAAACUGAUUUGAAUGUACACCUCGGAAUAUAGGAAUUACAGAUUGUCAUUGUAAUAGAUAGAUACGAAGUUUGCCUCCU
This is a messenger RNA of Tripterygium wilfordii, 3925 nucleotides long. Its product is annotated as probable manganese-transporting ATPase PDR2. The transcript is spliced from 21 exons. Gene Ontology annotation, biological process: intracellular calcium ion homeostasis. Gene Ontology annotation, cellular component: endoplasmic reticulum membrane. The coding region runs from base 193 to 3561 and encodes 1122 amino acids. Gene Ontology annotation, molecular function: ATP binding; ATP hydrolysis activity; P-type ion transporter activity. Lineage: Eukaryota; Viridiplantae; Streptophyta; Magnoliopsida; Celastrales; Celastraceae. The record is from RefSeq and is a predicted model, not a curated record.